AACUCGAAAUGGGAGAAUUGCCUUAAAUUAAAUUUCAUUUUUUGGGGAACUUAAUGAUUCUUUAGUCAUGAUUUAACGACCCGAAAUCAAAACCCACACAUUUAAUUCUCACUCGUAUAUGUGAAAAUCUAUAGCAAGAUCUAUUAUUUUGGUUCAUACAUGAACCGAUUGCACGGUCUAUUUCAUGAUGUACAUAUCGCACUCACAUGUGCUAACACAAKGAAACAGCUUGACGCGAAGAGUACAAAGUUGCCUUACUCGUCACCAUGGGGAUUUCUGUCUUUGUUUUUUUCUGAAAUAAAACAACACAAGCUCUGAAUUUCAUUUUUUCUUAAUCUUUGCAUAAGCUGUCACGGAAAGUUCAUCCGUAGCUUUUAAAUGUUUUGAACAGUGGUCCACACCAUACAUUUCUAGAUUUAUCCGAAUCCAAAUACCAGAAAAAAGCCGCUGAUAUUUCGCGCCAAAUAUCCCCUCAAUAUGGUGGAAGAAAUAAAGAUUGAYGCAGAAAAUUUUCCAUCUUACACGACAGUUCAUGGUAUAAAGUUUGCUGUGCGAGGAAACCAUCCAGUCCGUCGAGUUUUGUGGACUUUAACAAUCUUGUUAACUSUAGCAGCUUUAUUGAGACAGUUUUAUGUUAGCAUAGAAAAAGUCUCCAAGAAAGAUUCUACAAUCACUACGACAGUACGACAGGAUAAUGUGAUCAAAUUUCCUGCAGUAUCUUUCUGCAACAUGAACAUGAUGAAAAAGAGUAAAAUCAUUAGUACUGAUUCACAAGUUUACUUGGAUAAGAUGGAUUUUUUUCGAACGCCAGAUGCAAAUCAAAGUUUUWCUACUUCGAUUUUCGAUAUACAAGAAGCAGUCCGUCAAAAUGGGMACGAGUUGAAGGAUAUGAUUAUAAAUUGUUUUUGGGGAUCUGAAAAAUGUACUGAAAAAAACUUCACAGUGUUUUAUUCCUUCCACAGAGGACUUUGCUACACAUUCAACUCUGGAAAACCAGGUCACCCUUUGCAAUACGCCCAAGGGCCUGGUCUAGAAAAUGGCUUAAUUCUUACACUGGAUGCUGAAGUUGAUGAGUAUUACGGGAUGUUCAGCUAUAGAGGAGCUGGUUUUCAGGUUCUCGUCCAUGAUCAGGACGACUACCCAGGCAUAGAAAUGAACGGUUUUGAAUUAUCUGCUGGAUUCAAGCUUUCUUACUCCAUGAARAAAGAAAAGUUUAUUGGUUUACCGCUUCCAAAAUGUCACGAGAAGAAGAGCCAAUCGUCUGCCAACAACGUUUAUUCUCAGAGUAGUUGCUUAACGAAAUGUAAAAUGGUGAAACUUAAGAAAGCAUGUGAAUGUAKAAUAUUUUCAGCGCCAGAAAUUGAAGAACUUUCAGGAUUGCCACCGUGCAACUUUGCGAACGAUAAAGACCAAGCGUGUGUGCUUAAAUUUUUCCAAGCAUCUAGGAAYCUUGAAUGCAAGUGUCCUUUACCAUGCACCAGAGAAAUGUACAGAGGACAUUCCAUGGUGUCGACGUAUCCUUCUCCCCACUUCUGGACCACCUAUGAAGAGAAUAAAAAAAAGGGCCAGUUAAACAAGAUGAUGGCCAAAUUUGAUGGCCUGAAUAAAGAUUCGCUGACUCAACUUGAGAUCUUCUACUCAAGUCCUGAAGAAAAAAUAAUGGAAGAGAUUCUUGUUUAUGAUUAUGACGACCUGAUCUCUGAUUUCGGUGGUUUUCUCGGAUUGUUUCUUGGAUGCAGCUGUCUGACAUUAUGUGAAUUUAUUGAUUUUUUUAUCACCUGGUGCCGAAGAAGACUCCACAAAGAUCGCAUCACCGUGAUUGGUUGAAUAUGCCAUUCAGUAUUUGCUUUCUCACCGGGCCCGCGUUCCUCCUUAUCAGCGCCAAACUGGAACCAUUUCGAGGUUGAGAACGAAAUAGACGCCAUCUUAGAAAUCUGUCUUCURAAACAGCCCCACAAUGCACUGGUAUACGAACUAGAUCCAGUUUUGUCCUUAACCUCCGAAUGACAUUAUAUUCUGUGGUUUUCAUACAUUUGUAGGUGUAUUAAUAUAUAUCUACCAAA
Molecule: messenger RNA, 2063 nt
Organism: Actinia tenebrosa (Australian red waratah sea anemone)
Lineage: Eukaryota; Metazoa; Cnidaria; Anthozoa; Actiniaria; Actiniidae
Product: acid-sensing ion channel 1-like
Biological process (GO): sodium ion transmembrane transport
Cellular component (GO): plasma membrane
Molecular function (GO): ligand-gated sodium channel activity
Source: RefSeq, a predicted model, not a curated record